Messenger RNA from Talpa occidentalis (Iberian mole), 3102 nucleotides. It is a transcript of the gene PVR, whose product is annotated as PVR cell adhesion molecule. The transcript has 8 exons. Gene Ontology annotation, biological process: cytoskeleton organization; positive regulation of mast cell activation; positive regulation of T cell receptor signaling pathway. Gene Ontology annotation, molecular function: cell adhesion molecule binding. The record is from RefSeq and is a predicted model, not a curated record. Lineage: Eukaryota; Metazoa; Chordata; Mammalia; Eulipotyphla; Talpidae. Gene Ontology annotation, cellular component: focal adhesion; apical junction complex; extracellular exosome. The coding region runs from base 1 to 1233 and encodes 410 amino acids.
AUGGCCCGGGGCGCGGGCCCCUCCCCGCGGCCGCUGCUGCUGCUGCUGCUGCUGCUGCUGUCCUGGGCGCCCCCCGGAGCCGAGAGCCGGAAGGUGGUCGUGCAGGCGCCCAGCCAGGUGCACGGCUUCCUGGGCCAGACAGUGGAGCUGCCGUGCAACCUGCAGCCUCUGGAGCCGGGUGUGCAGGUGACGCAGGUGACCUGGAUGCGGCGGGAACUGUCGGGGGAGGCGCACAGCGUGGCCGUCUUCCACCCCACCCAGGGCCCCAGCUUCCCGGAGCCCGGGCGGUUGCAUUUCGCAGUGGCCAAGCCGGGCGGCGAGCUGCGGGACGCCUCGCUGGUGGUGAGUGGGUUGCGUGCAGAAGACGAAGCCAACUACACCUGCGAGUUCGCCACGUUCCCGCAGGGUAGCGGCAGCGCCCGGACCUGGCUCCGCGUGCUGGCCGAGCCCGAAAACCACGUUGAUAUCCAGGAGGAUCUGCUGGGCCCAGAGCCUGUGGCCACGGCCCGAUGCGUCUCCACAGGGGGUCGCCCAGCCCCCCGAGUCUUCUGGUCCUCCUCACUUCCAGACAGAAAUGUCAUCGUGACCCAGACACCAGGUCUCCUGCCAGGAACGUUCAACAUCACCAGCCAGUUUAACUUUACACCCUCAAGAGAGUUAAUUCACCAGAAUGUCACCUGCAGAGUGGAGCACGAGAGCUUCAAGGAGCCCAUCCUGCUGCCCCUGACUCUCAAUGUGCGCUACCCCCCUGAGGUCUCCAUCUCGGGCUAUGAUGGCAACUGGUACCUCGGCCAAAAUGAGGUCAUGCUGAACUGUCACGGAGAUGGCAACCCCGAACCCACAGACUAUGUGUGGAGCACGAUCAGAGGCUCUCUGCCCACUUCUGCUGUGGCUAAGGGCAGCCGUCUCCACAUCCAUACUGUGGACAAAUCCAUCAACACGACUUUCAUCUGCCGUGCCACCAAUACCUUAGGAACUCGCCAGGCAGAACUGAUUGUCCAGCUCAAAGAUGAACCUCCUGGGGGCUCCAACUCAGGAUUGACCCUUGCGAUCAUCUUACCUAUCAUCAUCGUGGCAGUCCUGAUUCUGGCAGGGAUUGUUUUCUGGCAGCUCAAAAAAUCCGGUCGAUGCUGUGGUAAACCUCCUGUUAACAGGACCGAAUCCUAUUCCCCUGUGAACACUCAGCAGGAUCUGCCCCAGGAGAACGGACGAGGUGCAGGAGGCAAAAGUUGACUCUGGGGAACCAAAUGGAGAGAGACUGAAGCUGGCAAGGAUGUGGACCUUGAGGCUGGACCCCACCCCAAUGGAUGAAGCUCCCUCCCAAGAGACUGGCCACUCUCCCCCAGUGGCAGGACUCAAGUGUGAGAAGUUGGGGGUGGGGGGCGCUGAGGCCACCCUCAGUCUCAGGCUAGAAGGACUCAUAGAACUCAGGAAAGCUAUGAUAGCUGUUACUAUUUAUUACACUGGACUCUAAGACUGAUGGCAAUGGGAAGAGGCACGUGGGGCAGGGGCAGAAUGGACCAGGAGUGAGCUUCCAGCCACCCACUGGGUAAGGGGGGGGGGUGUGGGGAGCAACCUGCAAAUGCACUUAACUUCUCCCAGCAAGAACACCUGACAACACACCUGCAUUAUUGCUUACCGGGAAGCUCACUUGAGUCUCGGUGUCCAGAGUUUUUAUUGGGGGGAGUCAAUGUCCAUAUAGCUGACCUUAGUCACUAGCCCCUUCAGAGGUCAAUUCAAUAUAUGUGGCCAAGAACCCCACCAUCCAUCACUAAGCAAAGGCUCCGCUGUUUCCCACAGCCCCCAGGUAAACAGACAGUCCUCUAGGACAUUCCAAGGGCUUAAAUGUUACUCCCAGGAGCCAAAGGCAAAACACCGAGUCCCUCUUUGGUCAAGGUGAUCCCUCUCCUGCACAGUGGGACCCACAGAAUGUACAACUGCCAGAGUCUUUGUAAGAAUCUGACCUUUGGUCUUGAACUUCUGAGUCUCUCUAUCAGUUGAAUCUCUGUGGUUUUAAGAAGUAGCUGCUGACAGUUGUCACCAGGAUGAAACCAGAAGCUGAAACUCGGGCCCCAACUGGCUGUGUGGGGCUCUUUGGGGAACAGGAACAACUGGUGGCUGUGAACUUGGAGGUUGUUCAUCCCAGACAUCUUCUGCCAAGACUUGAGUCCCAGAAAAGCACCUGUACCUGGGGUGCUGGUGUUGACAAGACCCCAGGGGCUGGGGCCAGUAACCCACGGACAAAAGCAAGACGCUGUUCCCAACACAUAGAGAAAGACACUGAGGGAACAGGAACUGGCUAUGCAGCGCGCACAUCUCUGCGGCCCGUGUGGACUAAGCCCAAGGACAGGAGGCAGAGCCUCGGAUAUAAUCCCAUGUCAGCUUUCAAACGGAAUGUGAUCGUGGCAGUUCCUCCUACGGAGAGAACUGUUUAGGAAAAUACUCUAGAGAGGAAAGACCUGGGGCCAGAGUGCUGAACCAGAGAGCUCGUGAUGGGCUCCUGUGCAAAAGAAAUGGAAGGUUCGGGAUUUGUUGUGAACAGACCAGAGAGCACAGGACAGAGAGCAAUGGGGAGAGAUGGGAACCAGGAGGGCAGUAGGGGUGAGGGGUACAGAGGGUGAGGAUCCUGGACAUGAGGGGCUCAGGGGGGCCCCUCUGAGAAGUGGGGCACCCCAGAGUCAGAGAUUCAAAUGGGCUCACUGUCGUGUCCACCCCUUGAUCAUCCCCAGCUCCUAAAUACCUCAUCAAAAUUUAUUUAUUUAUUAGUUGGCCUCCCUGGUGGGGCAAGGGGUUAAGUCUAAGCACUAUGAAGCUCUCUGCAGCCACUGCAGCAGCAGUUUGAUCCCUGGCCAGGGAGCUACCCACAUGGCACAGCAGACCUCUCCUGUCUUGCUCCCUCAGCAGUGAGGGAGCUGCUCCUCUCAGCAGUAUAUUUCAGUAGACCUGCCUGUUCUGCUUCCCACUCUCUCUGAUGAAGCCUCUCAAUCCAUUCUCUCUGAUGAAUCCGCACCUCUGGCCUAUACCCCAGUUCUUGUACCCAUAGAUAAGUAAAUCUUUAAAUAAAAUAAAAUUUAUUUAUUACAGCUUGAGUGCCUGUGUGUA